Molecule: messenger RNA, 1506 nt
Organism: Plasmodium gonderi
Lineage: Eukaryota; Apicomplexa; Aconoidasida; Haemosporida; Plasmodiidae
Exons: 10
Coding region: 1-1506 (501 amino acids)
Source: RefSeq, a predicted model, not a curated record
AUGCAAAGCAUUAUUAGCGUAACAACGUUAAAGAAAAAUUUUUAUUUCUUUGAUUUACUCAUAACUCACGAAUACGUCGUUACUCUCGUAGGCAUGCAACACUUGUUCAACCUACUGUCUGAGGUAAGUCAAAAUAAUCAUUUAUUUUGGUGCCACUUCGAAGGAGAUGUUGUCUUUCUUCAUGUAAUUAUACUGCAAAUGUCUACAGUGCGCAGACGAACAAAAACAAGAUCAGUUUGCCCAAUCUCUAUUCACAAGUCAAAUCAGGACUCACGAAGCGAACACAUAAUUCCUCAUUUUUCUGACAUGUUGACAAAGGAUUUCAAAGAAAAAAUAGAUGAAUAUUACCAAAAUUCAUCAUAUCAGCUUCCUCACGUUAUGAAUAUAAGAGAGGAUCAUGUUGAAAAAAAUUCUAUAAAGAAUUUGAACAUUGAGGAAGGUUUUAACAAUUCUAAUAUUCAUGAAAAAAAAAAUGGAAAGAGAGGGAAAAAUUACUAUACCCAUAGAACUCAUACUGAAUGUAUAGACACGUAUCUUAGAAAGAAAAAAAAUAUGAAAGAAAAAGAGGGUACCUAUGAACUCAUAGCGAAUGACAGUUCUAAGCUAGCUGAUGCACAAUGUACGAAGGAAAUGAUGGGUACUGCUUAUGUAUCCAAUCAGGUUGACACGAAUUAUAGGAUUAGUAUGGAAGAUAAGAAUUUUAAACUUAACAUGAAUGAGACAAACUUUGAAAACAAUAAUUGGAAAUCAUUCAUGUUGUGCAUGAUUCAAAGCACGAAUGCAAAAAAUUCAGUGAAUUAUUUAAAGGAAAAAAAAAUUCCUGGCAGGAAAAGAAAGACGAACAAAGAUGAUUAUCCAUCUAAUGUUAGAAAAGAAAAUGUAUUGCAAGAAUCAAUGAAUAUAGAUAUGAACACAUCGAUAAAGGGGAGAAAGGGUACUACUUUGGUUGCUUUAAAUGCUUCUAUAAAUGAGAAAAACACAGGGAAUGUAUCGAAUAUAAAAGCUAAAAUAAUAAAAAAGAAGAGUGAUUCGGGCAAGGAAGAAAUUGAGAAGGACGAAAAGCAAAUGAAACUGGACGCCGUAUCAAACAGUAACAUAGACAUAAAUAUGACAAGACCAGAAAGUAAACUCCAGGGAAAAGAACCAAGAGAUAAGAAAAGUGGAAGAAAAGUUAUGUGCACAGAAGAGGAAGCUGAGGAAGUUAUAAAAGCAGUUAGCUGGGAUGAAAGCGUAGACAUGUUUUAUGAAAAUGGCUAUUUCGUUGUUGUUAAUAAAAACAUACAUAAGAAAGAAAGUGAAGCGAAAAUUCAUGAAAAGAACAGGGAAACUACAAGGGAAAUUUCAUCUUUUGAUAACAAGAACAAAAAAGACACGCACCAAACAUUGCUGACGUAUGUAAAAGUGAACUAUAAAAGCACAUCGGUAUUAAAGGGAAUGUGCCAGAGGGGCAUAUUUUUUCCUGUAUAUUCCAUUAUACACACAUUGCUAUUUUAUCACUCUGUAUAA